GUUCCAUGUGAGGCAGAACUCAACUCUCAACUGGGGUGACCUGGAAGUUUGAAUUUGGAAGUGUCAGCAAAUCCGCGACAGCUGAGAAACAAGAACAACAAACAAACCCAUCAUCCAUCCAAUCACACACCACUUUCUUCCUCCUCCUCCUCCUCCUCCUCCUGCUUUGCUUCCAUUCUCAAUUCCCAUUUCAUAUUCCAUCACACUCAUUCUCUCCUUCUUUCUGCCCUGAAUAAUUCAAACUUUACCCAAUUCUUUAAUUUAAUGAUGUGGGUUUCCUUUAAGAGUCACACCCCAUAAACAGAGCUCAUAGCCUCAUAGCCCACCAACUUUAUUUCCCCUUUUUCUCUCUUCAACUCGAAAAAGUCGACACCCCAUUACCCCCCAUCUUUAUUUGCAACAAGCUCCCAGCUCCAAUUUUCAAUCUUUCAGUUUCCAAAACAAAAACCAAAAAAUCAAAGAUCCCACCUUUCCUUCUUGGUAAAAGGUUGUCAUUGAUAAUCUUGUGAUACUAAUCAGUGUACCAAAAAGCUGUCAAUAAUUUUUCAUCUAGGCCUCCCUUCUUCUUGUAUUCCAUUUGCUGCACUUUUCUCCCUUCUAAUAUCUUCUUUAUCCGUUGCCUUAAUUGCCUCCGAUUCCGCCUCAAAAUUUGACACUCCCUACUCCCUACUGCUUUGAAUUUAACAUCUGUAUAAUGGCAGGCCUAUUUCAAUUGAGGACUUGCCGACACAUUUGGUUUUAGAAAUCUUGUGCUCCGGGAGGCUCAGUGCCGUUGAUCUUUUGCAUUUAGAGUCGACUUCUAGGACAUUCGGAGGGAGUCAGGGGUUGUAUCCUCAUUCCUCACAAGUUUCGGUCAUUGGUAGAUUAUGCGGCGUUUCAGCUGUGUAUUUCCCAUUCUGUAUAUGCUAAAAUGGAAGACAAUGCUCAGACAGUGCUGUUUGAGCGGUGCGGUGGCAAGUGGAAGAGGAUUUUGAGGUUCUUGCAAUCCGUGGAGCAAUCGUCUGACAUGGUGGAGACUUCAGCAGAUGCAUAUUACCACUGGAAGAUUAGUUUUCCAUCUCCAGCACAUGUGGUCCAAAUGUCAGCCUCCCACAACCAUGCUGCUUUUGUUAUGCAAUCUGGAGAGGUUUUCACAUGUGGGGACAAUUCGUCAUUUUGUUGUGGGCAUAAAGAUACAAACCGGCCAAUAUUUAGGCCUAGGCUCGUAGAGGCAAUGAAGGGAAUUCCUUGCAAGCAGGUUGUUGCAGGGCUUAAUUUUACAGCUUUCCUUACAAGACAAGGCCAUGUUUAUACAUGUGGGGCCAAUACACAUGGACAACUCGGUCAUGGAGACACCACAGAUAGCCCAACUCCCAAAAUUAUUGAAUUUCUCAAGCAAAUUGGCUCCAUAAUUCAGAUUGCUGCUGGUCCAAGUUACGUCUUAGCUGCAAACCAACUGAAAUUUUUAUAGCAGAAAUGACUGAUGAGGUGAAUCUUGUUUCAGAAAACCUCUGACCUCAGGGAGAUGCCAUCUGUUUUAUGGAGCAGUAUGAUUUUCUUUCCUAAUAGAACACCUUUAGAUUUUUCACCGGCAUUUAAGAGAUCGUCGACAAACUUGUUUUAAGAGAUCGUCGACAAACUUGUAACUGUGUAAGUAGGUAAAUAGUUUAUGUAUCAGUAAUUCAGUAUAGUGUGCUAUGUGUGUAACACGAUAGUAGUUUUUGUUAUUGAUUUUUGUGUAUUUGUUGUGGGAAAUUAGAUUCCAUAAGUGAGUUUCAGCUACAGCUUCAUGGGCCACUGGGUUUCAUCUGUAAGUUGCCUACCAAUAAAGCUUCUUUCAGUUGCUUUCAACUUUCCAUCUGUAAGUUACUGGACUUGAAGUCUUUAACAACUCAUUUAAGGGGCGACUAGUUUUAAAAUGAUUGGACU
Rosa chinensis is the source of this 1908-nucleotide messenger RNA. Its product is annotated as serine/threonine-protein kinase Nek8-like. The transcript has 6 exons. The record is from RefSeq and is a predicted model, not a curated record. NCBI's taxonomy places the organism in Eukaryota, Viridiplantae, Streptophyta, Magnoliopsida, Rosales, Rosaceae. The coding region runs from base 911 to 1450 and encodes 179 amino acids.